This is a messenger RNA of Polyodon spathula (Mississippi paddlefish), 2133 nucleotides long. It is a transcript of the gene il6, whose product is annotated as interleukin 6 (interferon, beta 2). NCBI's taxonomy places the organism in Eukaryota, Metazoa, Chordata, Actinopteri, Acipenseriformes, Polyodontidae. Gene Ontology annotation, cellular component: extracellular region. Gene Ontology annotation, molecular function: interleukin-6 receptor binding; cytokine activity; growth factor activity. The coding region runs from base 47 to 703 and encodes 218 amino acids. Gene Ontology annotation, biological process: T-helper 17 cell lineage commitment; positive regulation of cell population proliferation; immune response. The transcript is spliced from 5 exons. The record is from RefSeq and is a predicted model, not a curated record.
CAACUUUGGGCAUCUACUUUAGUGACGACUAAGUGCACUUGACAGGAUGAACUCUGCACAACAUCUCCAUGGUUUCGUCCUGGCGCUGCUAGUAGUAUCACUAUCAGCGUCGCUGGUUCGAGCUGCUCCUAUUGUAGAAUUUUCAGGAGACGAUUAUUCUGGAAGCUCUCGAGUCAUCCCACUAUCAACGAAUUGGGAAUCUUUAGCUGAGUGGCUGCACAGCGAAGUUUUAAAACUCAGGGACCAACAGUUCCACGAUGUAUUUAAUUUACCAGUUAAUAAUAGCUCCUUCAGUUUGUACACAAUCAAACUACCUCAGAUUACAGUAGCGGAUGGAUGUUUAUCAUCUGCAUUCAAGAAGGAAAACUGUUUAAGAACAAUCGCUACGGGGCUUCAAGAAUAUCUGGAGUACAUGAAUUAUGUGAAGGAUUCAUAUACCAGCGGGAAGGACGAAGUAGAAAAAGUAUCGGACACAAUACAAAAUCUGUCAGCUGAUGUCUUUCAAAGGAUGAAGAAUCCCCCAAGCGUCACCAAGUUAGAAAUAAACACAAAAGAUAUCCUCUCGCACAACAGCGACAGCGAGUGGGGUCAGGCAGUGAACGCGCAUCUAAUUCUCAGGGAGUUCACCAGUUUCAUGGAGAAAACAUAUCUGGCUAUUCGCAACAUCAACGAAAAGAAAUCCAGAAAGAUUACAUCUGUAUGAGUGUUUUAGCUCAAAGCGUUUGAGAUGAAGGAAUCUAUUUAAUACUAUAUUUAAUAAUGUAUGAUCUGCUAUUAUCAGUAGAUAACAAGUUUGUUCUUUGUCGAGAACCCAAAAAAUAUUUAAUACCUCUAUUGUAAUAAUUAUUUAUUAAACACUUAAGUGUAUUUAUUUAUUUAUUUAUUUAUACUUGUAUACUGUUAUUUAUAUAACAAUGCAAGUGCUAAUAUUGUUUGAAAUUGUACAAAAAAAAAAAAAGGCACACUCCUGUCCUGAUUUGUAUGGUACAACGAAAACUUUGUAAUAUUCAACCUCACCUACAUCAGUCCGGCUGUACUGCAUACUGGUGAGUAGCACUAGUUAUAGCGCAUUAAUACAGUAUGUAUUUUGAGAAACAGAAAAAUGUGGUAUUGCUGGUUUCAGCAGUAUUUUUUUUUUUAAUUGUUCAGACAAAUGCAUUUUUUAAAUUAUUUAUUUAUAGAUAACCAGUCACUAUUUUAAUGUUAAAAAAGCAGACAUUCUUAAUAUUUAACUUUUAUUUUUAUAAAGAUAGACAAUGGUUUAUAGUCAUGGGCUGAAGUUGUCAAGUGUACACUGCAAGCAAGUUACAGUACACCUUGGGUCUUAGAACUCCUGAGCGUGCAACACAUUCAUUGAAAUUACAUGCAUUUAACCCACAAUGAAUGCCUUAUUAAAAUGGGUGUUGCUGUGGGCUCUGGAAUAAUGUAGGCUUUUUUAAUAAAGACUAUUUUGAACGUGUUCAUUGUUUCUCUGCAGUUGGGGGAGAAUAUGUUGGUUCUGUAUUGCUGCGGUUAUUUAUUUGAAGAAUAAGCUUGUUGUGUGGAUACUGUGAUUUGUUCUCCAUACUGUCCACCUAUUAAAAUCCAUUGUUUUACACAAGCCUUUGUUACUACUAGUAUUCAUUUAUUUGUUUUAAUUCUGAAUUGAAUGACCUCAACUUUGGGCUUCACUCAUAAAAUACAGUAUUAUGUAUACAAUGUGAUCUCCAAAUGUUUACUCUAAUAGCAGGAAGUACAGUGUGUAGUGUCACAUUUUCAUUUUCAAUACUGUAAUUGUUAGAAAUGUCACUGAUGUCAAAGUGUUAUGGGCUUGCUGUGGAGUGCUUUACACACAGUCUGCUCUAAACAGUGCUGACAGGUCACACCUUGAGCUUACCUUCCAAAGUGCCAUAAGCUGACUUGAGUUCUCAGGUGCUGGAGCUGAUCAGGUAGAUUUAUCAUAAACCACAUCAAUUGAAAAUGAAUUAAAUGCAAAAGCCAACUAAUUCUGGAGAAAACAGUUGCUCAGUCUUGUCUACUCAGACAGCUGAUUAUUGUGCCGAGGGCUUGGGGAGUGAUUCACAUAUUUGUUUAUAAUAUAAAAUAAUCACAAUUCAUUCAGCAAUGCAUUCAUCUACACUAUAGGUGUGAAAU